Messenger RNA from Thlaspi arvense, 1065 nucleotides. Lineage: Eukaryota; Viridiplantae; Streptophyta; Magnoliopsida; Brassicales; Brassicaceae. The record is from the annotation of a GenBank genome assembly.
AUGGUGGAUAGCGCAGACGAUAUGAUUCUGAUUGCCUCACCGUCGGUGAAUCAUCUCGGUCACUGCCUCCACAUUCCGCAUACGAAAUCGCUGCAAAUAAGCAAUCAUUUUCGCCGGAGUAUCAAAGUCUCGGCCGUCGAUCGCUGCAAUCGAUGGCAGACAAUGGAUCGCGUCCAGAUAAGAACACGAGACAGACCCUUUUUAUGCUUGGCUCGGCGGAAGCCGGAGACGGCGACGGUUGAGGUCGAAGAUGAUCGUCUACGGAGAAUCGUUCGGUAUCUUCUGUGGAGUGCUGAAGCUGUGUACAUACUAUGGCUCUUUCUUCUCCCUUAUGCUCCUGUGCGUGAUUCGCUCAUAAUCCUGUUCGGAGAUCCAGUUUGGGCUAUUAGUUCAGAGACAGUGAGUUCUCUUUUGGGACUUUCUCUGAAUUUCUUCUUUAUCUUGCCUCUUACAAACUCCGGUAUAACAGUUGGUAUUCAUUUCUUAGAAGCUCCUGUUCUUCACCCUAUGGCUGAAGGAUUAUUCAACUUUGUAAUAGCUUGGACACUCAUGUUUGCUCCUUUACUAUACACAGACCGAAAGAGAGAUCGAUACAAGGGCUCUCUUGAUCUCUUAUGGGGUCUCAUGAUGUUCCUCACAAACACGUUUUUAAUCCCGUACAUGGCUUUACGGCUCAACGACGCUGACCCAGAUGCUAAACCGAGCAAAAGGUCUCGACUUGGCGAAGCGAUGACCAAAGGCGCGUCCAUAGUUGGUCUGACCGGAGCUACGGUGUGUCUGGUAUCAACAUCGUGGUCUCUCUACGGCCGAGCAGACGGAGGUUUCGGUGGAGUAAUGGAGAGGUGGCAGUUCCUGAUUGGUUAUUUGGGAUCGGAGAGACUAGCUUACGCCUUUAUAUGGGAUAUAUGUCUGUACACAAUCUUUCAGCCAUGGUUGAUUGGAGAGAACCUGCAGAAUGUGAAGAAGAGCAAGGUUGAGUUGGUGAGUUAUCUUAGGUUUGUUCCUGUUUUUGGUUUGCUUGCAUAUCUUUUGUUUCUCAAUCUUGACGACGAUGAAGCUUAUUAA